Molecule: messenger RNA, 3699 nt
Organism: Effrenium voratum
Lineage: Eukaryota; Dinophyceae; Suessiales; Symbiodiniaceae
Source: the annotation of a GenBank genome assembly
AUGAGCCAUCGUCAGCUGAUCUCAGCCAAUGGCGGCGGCGGGCCAUAUGACGGCUCAUCUACUGAUGCCGAUGGGAGCACCGACCCAGAGAGCGAGGACGAGGAGACCAUCGACCACACGCUGGUGAAUCUGAAGCAACCACGUCACAUGCCCAGUGGAUGCAGACCGCCCAUGACGGCGGCGUGCUGCUGCCACAUGUGCUACGUUUGCCAGUUUUUGAUCUUUAUGGUGGUCUUUCCUCUUUGGACGAAGCUCAGUUGCAAAGCGGAAAUCAUGUCCAGGUAUUGGCACGAGCAGUACCCCAAGUGGCCCGCGAUCGCGGCGGUGGGGGGGCAGAAUUUGGCCGAAAAGUCCGCGGCGAGUAUGCCGAUUGAGAUGUCCCCCAUCCCGCAGGCGUCCGAUAGCUGCAACUACUCGUGUUCCUCUUGGCGCGGCUACCGCACCAACGAGAUGAACUUCCGAGUGAGCCUCACCUUGAACGACUCCCAGCUGGCCAAGGGCUAUGUCCACACGGUGUAUCCGGUGCUACUGGCCUCCGCAGACUUCAAUGACUGGUGGGUGGUGGCGGACCGCCGCCAUGCCUACCCGCAGCCCUUCUGGCGCGCCAGGACGGACAAAGCGGGGCAUGCGUACACCUACUCCACGCAAACUUGCGUUGCACCUCCUGAAGAUCCGGCAGCCACGAGCUCAUCCCACUCGGGUCAGUACGUGCUGGCCUGCGUGGUGUGGAACCCAGAGAGCUUUGCACAGCUCGAGAAGAAGACGCAGUUGGAAGAUUCGGACAUUGGGGAGUAUUGCGCUUCGGCGGGAGGGGUCUGUGGCUGGACCUGCGACUCGGUGAUCAGCUCCAACUUGUUGGAGGGUUGCACCGCGGACAGCACCAUCCAGAUGACGCCCUCCUCAGUUGCUGGCAGGGAGAUUCCGGGUGCUGACUUCAAAGGAUCGGUGGACAUGCGGCAGUGCUUGGAGGGCGCCAUGCCGGGGACGUGUGACACUGCCACUGAGAAGUUCAAGCAGUGGAAGUGCCACAAAUGCUUGUAUGACCCGCGUUCGGAGGAUGACAUGCGGCGAUUGCAGGGCAUCCCGGGCAUCGGUGGGAUUCCUGGCAUUGGAGGCGGGAUUCCCGGUCUGGACCCAGAUCCUGACACACCGAGCGGCAUUGGUGGCAUUCCUGGCAUUGGAGGUGGUGAGCUUCCUAUUGGAGGAGGUGGCAGUGCAUCAGGCAAGGGACCAAUGAUCUAUGAAUCUUUGCCGCGGUUCAAGGUCACAGUUGCUGGCGCCACAGCACCGACUGGGACAGAAGUCUUCAGCCAGCCACGGGUCUUCAUCCUCCAGUCAUCUCGUGCCACACGGGGCACUUGGACGAAGUUGUACAAGAACGACUAUGGCAUGACUGAUCCUCCCAUUGCCGUGGGCAAUGAUGGCAAGCCUUUGGUCAAGGUCAAAGACGACAACAGCUUCGACGAGGAGGUGGCGCCGGUGCAAGACCCCGUCAGCGCCCACGCCAUGCUGCUGAACGAGCAGAAUCGCCUUGCCAUCGACCCGGGCUGGUGCUAUGGGCGCCAAGGUCCGUUGUAUCUGGUGACCUGCGCGGUGAACAGCUCCUUGUACGAGGAUGGCUUCGACCGCUUCAAGCCAGGACAGCAGGCCGCACCCCCGCCCUUCAACGACCGCUGCGUGGCGGUGACGGGGCGCUGCGCCUACGCGUGCCAGUCCGAGCAGGUUCCCAUGGCGAACUGCACUGCGGAGGGCCUCAUCGAGCCGGCGACGCUGGUGGGCUACGUCGGCUUUGAGAAGAACCAGUCCCCACCGGUUUGGCUCUUCUGCUACGUGCUUCUUAUCGGCUUCGGUGUGAAGGCAGUCAUGCUUUGCCCUGGUGUCUUUUCCCCAUACACCCACUUCCGGCGCUAUGAUCCGGAGCUCACCUCCAACCUGCGGUACAUCACGGUGACCAUUCCCAGCGCCGGCGAGAACAAGUGCACGGUGCUGCGGAACGUGAUCGGCGCCAUUGGGUGCAUGCCCAAGGAUUGCCGGUGCCGCUACCACGUGACCUUUGUGGACGAGGGCCACCGAGCCGAGCAGAAGGUCACCUUCAUGAAGCUAGCGGCGGCCAUCGAUAAGAUCCCCAACUUCGGGGGGAACUCCUACGAGGACAACGUGCGCCGCUUCUUCCACCAGUGGGUGGACGACACCAAGAAGAUGGACCUGGCCAAGGUCAAAGAUGGCCACGCAGGGGAUGUGGAACCGGAGGUCAUGCUGCGAAUGUGCGGCAAGAGCUCCUUGCGGCGCCUGCGAAAGGAGGGCGGCUGGAGCAGCAUGCCGGAGAAGGUCAUGGCAGAGCUGGAGGCGGCGUUGGAUAAGUUGGAGGAGGACUUGAAGAGUCAAAAGAAGGAGAAGAAGGACCUGCACCUGGACGAUGUGGCAGACUGGGAGCCCAAGGACCGCAACAGCCUGGCGCUGCGCUUGCACUACCUGGCCCGUGCCAAGCCCAUGGAGGACGAGCGCACCAUCAAGGCCCAGCACGUGGCACCUGGAACGUGGUACUACAAGGUGCCCCAGAAUGCGGAGAACAAGGACUGGCUGAGGCUUCGCACCAACGCCCGGGAGAUGGUCUACGGCCUGGAGGACGACGACGCCUUCAUGAACAACGUGCCGCUCAGGACCAGCCGCGGUAAGGCGGGUGGCCUGAACUUUGCAGAGAACUACCUGUGCCUCUACGCGGACAAACCGGAGAACAUGUACAACGAUGAGCGGGACAACUACCCUUGCCUCUACAGCAUUUGCGAUGCCCGGCAUCAGUUCCAGACUGAUUUCUUCCACUCCACCAUCCCGUACUUCUUUGAUGAAGAAAUGGAGCUGAACCCUUACGUGGGUUUCACACAGUGCCCGCAGUUUUUCCACGAGAUGCAGGACAAGUUGGACUACUUGGACAACAACAACGCCCAAUUCUUCCGCUUGAAUUGCAUGAUUCGAAACUGCUGUGGCGGUGUCAGCUCCUGCGGGACAAACGGCACCUGGAUGAUCAGGCACCCUCCAGGUGACUUGGUCUGGGAGAAGGAGCGCCGGCGCGUGCGGGAUGCGGACAGCAAGCGCAAGAGUCAGGAGUACGUGGAGCGAAGGACCUUCCACGAGAGUUGCAAGGUGGAGGACACGGCGAGCAGUCUUCAGCAGGUGCUCCGAGGCCGUCGGUCUCAGUUCAUCAACCGCCGCUUGUCCUUUGGAAUGGCCAAGAACCCAGUGGACUACCUGGCUGCCGUGCAGCGAUGGGCUGAGGGAGGUGUGGUGCUGUCUAUGCAGACCUUCUUCAGCUGCCACAAGGGUGUCUACAUGGUUUGGUUCACCUUGAUCUUCUUCUUUUGCUUCUUGGCCUCCCUCUACCACAUGAUCAACAAGACGGACGCAACUUGGGACUUGGUGAAGUGGGGCAUCGUGCCGGAGAGCUGGUACAGCGCCAUCAUGGACCCCUUCGUGGAUUGGCUGAAAAGCCUGGCCUUGAUCGCCAACUCCGAGCAUUUCAAGCAGCACCCCGAGCUCCUGGAGACGUAUGUGAACAUGACGCUGCAGUUCAUCGGCUGGGUGGCCAGCCUGGUGCUGUUCAUCUUCUUCAUCUUCGUGUGCACGGAGGUCCUGAAGUUUCUUGGCCGUGCCAGUGAUGAUCCAAGAGUGUGCAACUUCUUUUGGAGCUGGUACUCGUUUUGA